This is a messenger RNA of Momordica charantia (bitter melon), 2415 nucleotides long. Its product is annotated as potassium transporter 5. Lineage: Eukaryota; Viridiplantae; Streptophyta; Magnoliopsida; Cucurbitales; Cucurbitaceae. Gene Ontology annotation, biological process: potassium ion transmembrane transport. The record is from RefSeq and is a predicted model, not a curated record. Gene Ontology annotation, cellular component: membrane. Gene Ontology annotation, molecular function: potassium ion transmembrane transporter activity.
UUCUUUCUCCCAUAUAGUCUUUUUCUCUUCUGUUCUUCAGCAAAUAAAUGAGUAACCAAAUCUCAGGCGGCGUUUCAGAAGUGUCCGCCGCCAUGGAGGAUUUAGAACAACUUUCGCCGCCCUCUCUUUCUCCACAGCUCCCGGAGAAAAAACUUUCAUGGCAGAAGCUCCGGCGAUACGACUCCUUGGAUUUGGAGUCCCGUAAAGUCUCCAGUCACCGUCACUCCGACUCCAAGAAUGAGAAUUGGUGGACGAUUCUGCAACUAGCAUUCCAGAGCAUCGGCGUGGUGUACGGCGACAUCGGAACCUCGCCGCUGUACGUCUUCUCCAGCACUUUCCCGGACGGAAUCAACCACAACGACGACGUUUUAGGAGCGCUCUCCCUCAUCAUCUACACCAUCACUCUAAUUCCUCUCCUCAAGUACGUCUUCAUCGUCCUCAAAGCCAACGACAACGGGGAAGGCGGAACUUUCGCGCUGUACUCUCUGAUCUGCCGAUACGCGAAGGUAGGGCUGAUUCCGAACGAGGAGAUUGARGAUCGGGAUGUGUCGAAUUACCAGCUGAGUUUACCGGAUGAUCCCGAUCGGAAGAACAGAGCUUCGAAGGUCCAAUCGAAGCUGGAGAAGAGCCAUUUCGCCAAGGUUUUUCUUCUCUUCGCGACUAUGCUCGGAACCUCCAUGGUCAUUGGCGAUGGCGUUCUCACUCCUUGCAUUUCAGUUUUAUCAGCUGUGGGAGGCAUCAAGGUGGCUACCCCUUCAAUGACGGAAGGUAGGAUUGUUUGGGCAUCAGUGGCCAUAUUGGUGUGCCUGUUCAUGGUUCAGAGAUUUGGAACUGAUAAAGUAGGAUACAGUUUUGCCCCAAUAAUCUGCAUUUGGUUUGGAUUCAACACUGGGAUUGGAAUUUACAACUUCAUAAAAUACGAUCCAACAGUUCUAAAAGCCUUAAAUCCAAAGUACAUAGUGGAGUACUUCCAAAGGAACAAAAAGAAGGCUUGGAUUUCUCUCGGCGGCACUGUACUAUCCAUUACAGGCACCGAAGCAUUCUUUGCCGAUGUCGGGCAUUUCACUGUCCGAUCAAUUCAGCUAAGCAUGUCAGUGGUGACCUACCCAGCUCUAAUCUGUGCCUACACAGGCCAGGCCUCAUUUCUCCGUAAGCACAACAAUCUAGUUGCAGAUACAUUCUACAAGUCAAUUCCCGGUAGUCUAUAUUGGCCAAUGUUUGUGGUGGCUGUUUCAGCAUCAAUCAUAGCAAGCCAGGCCAUGAUCUCAGGAACUUUCUCUAUAAUCCAACAAUCUCUUUCACUUGGAUGUUUCCCUAAAGUCAAAGUGGUUCAUACCUCUGAUAAGUAUGAAGGCCAAGUUUAUGUUCCUGAGGUCAAUUACCUUCUCAUGUUGGCUUGCAUUGGGGUUACUUUGGGCUUCAAGGACACCACAAAGAUUGGCAAUGCAUAUGGAAUUGCAGUGGUUUUUGUGAUGACUCUCACAUCGUCCUUCCUAGUACUCGUAAUGGUGAUGAUAUGGAAAACUCACAUCCUUCUCAUAAUCACUUACAUGCUCGUAAUUGGAAGUGUGGAAUUUUUGUAUCUGAGUUCAGUCCUUUACAAGUUCGACCAAGGAGGGUAUCUUCCUCUGGCAUUUGCAGCUAUUUUGAUGACAAUAAUGUAUGUGUGGAACAGUGUGUUUAGAAAAAAGUACUUUUAUGAGCUCAGCCACAAAAUCUCAUCAGACAAGCUCAAUGAGAUGGUGAAUACCACCAGCUUUAGCAGGAUUCCUGGCAUGGCAUUGUUCUAUUCCGAGCUCGUUCAAGGCAUCCCUCCCAUCUUCAAGCACUACAUCGAGCACGUCCCCGCUUUGCACUCCGUGCUCGUCUUCGUCACCAUUAAAUCGCUUCCCGUCAGCAAGGUUCCAGUCGAAGAACGUUUCCUUUUCCGACAAGUAGAGACCAGGGAGAUCGAUGUGUUCCGUUGUGUUGUUCGAUACGGGUACAUGGAUGUGCACACCGAACAAGAGUCGUUCGAGAAGAUUUUACUCGAAAGAUUGAGGGAGUUCAAAAGAGAGCAAAGACAGUUGUCUAACGGGAAAAACGGGGUCGGAGAGAGAGCAGAAGAAGACGACAACGAGGAGAAUGGUUUUGGAGGAGUUGAAGAAGCAUGGAAGGAUGGUGUAGUUCAUUUGAUGGGGGAAACAGAGGUGGUUGCCCAAAAAGGGGCUGGCUUUGGAAAGAGGAUUAUGAUAAACUAUGCAUAUAACUUCUUGAAGAAGAACCUCAGGCAAACUGACCAAGUUUUUGAAAUUCCUCACAAGCAUAUGCUCAAAGUGGGCAUGACUUAUGAACUUUAGAAACUACAAGGGCAUUUUUGUCUUUGUUUUUGUUGUUGUUUCCAAUCACAAGUUGUAAUUGUUUUUUAAACCCAAA